CCUGGACUCUCAGCCUAUCAAGUUUCUGUAACUAAUUAACCAGCGGCGCUCCAGUUUAGGGGUGAAAGUUCUUCGGGUGGGAGGCGGGCGUGGCUGGCCGUCGGGACGGAGCCCGCAGAGCCCCUCGUCGGCGUCCCGGUCCGGCCCUGCCCGCGGAGCCUCGGAGGAAGGGGCGGGCCGGGGGUCGGGAGGAGUCACGCGCCCCCUCCCGCCCCAGGUCGUCCUCUCAGCAUGGGGCUCCCGCGGCCGCAGCCCUGGGUGCUGGGGCUCCUGCUGUUCCUCCUGCCCGGGAGCCUGGGCGCAGAGAGCCACCUCUCCCUCCUGUACCACCUCACCGCAGUGUCCUCGCCUGCCCCGGGGACUCCUGCCUUCUGGGCGUCGGGCUGGCUGGGCCCGCAGCAGUACCUGAGCUACAGCAGUCUCCGGGGCCAGGCGGAGCCCUGUGGGGCUUGGGUCUGGGAAAACCAAGUGUCCUGGUAUUGGGAGAAAGAAACCACAGAUCUGAGGAUGAAGGAGAAGCUCUUUCUGGAAGCUUUCAAAGCUUUGGAUGGCAAAGGUCCCUACACCCUGCAGGGGCUGCUGGGCUGUGAACUGGGUCCUGACAACGCCUCGGUGCCCACCGCCAAGUUCGCUCUGAACGGCGAGGAGUUCAUGAGUUUCGACCUCAAGCAGGGCACCUGGGGUGGGGACUGGCCUGAAGCCCUGGCCAUCAGUCAGCGGUGGCAGCAGCAGGACAAGGCGGCCAGCAAGGAGCUCACCUUCCUGCUACACUCCUGCCCCUACCGGCUGCGGGAGCACCUGGAGAGGGGCCGCGGAAACCUGGAGUGGAAGGAGCCGCCCUCCAUGCGCCUGAAGGCCCGACCCGGCAGCCCUGGCUUUUCCGUGCUCACUUGCAGUGCCUUCUCCUUCUACCCCCCGGAGCUGCAACUUCGGUUCCAGCGGAAUGGGCUGGCUGCUGGCACCGGCGAGGGCGACUUCGGCCCCAAUGGUGACGGCUCCUUCCACGCCUGGUCGUCACUGACAGUCAAAAGUGGCGACGAGCACCACUACUGCUGCAUCGUGCAGCACGCGGGCCUCGCGCAGCCCCUCAGGGUGGAGCUGGAAUCUCCAGCCAAGUCCUCUGUGCUUGUUGUGGGAAUCGUCGUCGGCGUCUUGCUGCUGACAGCAGUGGCUGUGGGAGGAGCUCUGUUGUGGCGAAGGAUGCAGAGUGGGUUGCCAGCCCCUUGGAUCUCCCUCCGUGGAGACGACGCCGGGGCCCUCCUGCCCACCCCGGGGGAGGCCCAGGAUGCUGACUGGAAGGAUGCAAAUUCGGCCCCAGCCACUGCCUGAGCAUCCACCUUCUGACUGCUAACAGCCAGUGCAGUCAGGCUCCUUUCAUGCCGUGAGACGUCCUGGAACACUGGCAUCUCUGAGUCCCCAGGAGGAGUCCUGGGCCCCGUUGUCUUCCCUCUGGAGCCCUGUCCUGUGGUCUGCCUCAGUUUCCCCUCCUAAUACAUAUGGCUGUUUUCCACUUCGACAAUAUAACAUGAGUUUAGGCCUGAA
Molecule: messenger RNA, 1542 nt
Organism: Callithrix jacchus (white-tufted-ear marmoset)
Lineage: Eukaryota; Metazoa; Chordata; Mammalia; Primates; Cebidae
Gene: FCGRT
Product: Fc gamma receptor and transporter
Biological process (GO): immune response
Cellular component (GO): external side of plasma membrane
Molecular function (GO): beta-2-microglobulin binding
Source: RefSeq, a predicted model, not a curated record